Molecule: messenger RNA, 1503 nt
Organism: Bombina bombina (fire-bellied toad)
Lineage: Eukaryota; Metazoa; Chordata; Amphibia; Anura; Bombinatoridae
Product: cytochrome P450 2A5-like
Exons: 9
Coding region: 1-1503 (500 amino acids)
Biological process (GO): xenobiotic metabolic process
Cellular component (GO): cytoplasm; intracellular membrane-bounded organelle
Molecular function (GO): iron ion binding; heme binding; oxidoreductase activity, acting on paired donors, with incorporation or reduction of molecular oxygen, reduced flavin or flavoprotein as one donor, and incorporation of one atom of oxygen
Source: RefSeq, a predicted model, not a curated record
AUGAUUAUCAGUUCUCUCCUUGCAAUGGAUCCUGCUGGUUCUAUAACCCUCACACUUAUCUUCUGUGUCUCAUGUAUUUUCCUUUUGAUAUUACUGACGACCCAAGGAAGGGUUAAUGGCCUCCCCCCAGGGCCAAAACCGCUUCCCUUGCUGGGGAACAUAUUGCAAAUAGAGAGAGGCAAAAUGGUCCAGUCUCUAGUGAAGAUGAGAGAAAAAUACGGUAACGUGUUUACUCUCUACUUCGGCAAGAGGAGAGUGAUUAUUUUGACUGGAUACCAAACGGUGAAGGAAGCCCUGGUGGACCAAGCUGAGGAGUUUAGUGGCCGAGGGGAAUGUCCCAGUUUUGAUGCAUGCUACAAGAAUAAUGGACUCAUUUUUACCAACAACAUGGAACGCUGGAGGCAGCUUCGGCGCUUCACGGUUGUCACCUUUAAAGAUUUUGGUAUGGGAAAGAAAAUUGCUGAAGACUGGAUCAAGGAUGAAGCUCAGCAUAUAGUUUCAGAAUUCAGAAAGACCAAAGGGAAGUUUUUUAGUCCGAAUCAUCUUCUCAGUCUUGCUUCUCUGAACGUGUCAUGUUUCAUUUUGUUUGGGAAUCGUUUUGAAUACGACCACAAGGAACUACAUACAGUUAUAGAAAUGGUUCAUGGGUCGUUUGAGGUUAUUAGCUCUGCAUGGGGUCAGAUAUACGAAAUUUUCCCAGGUUUUAUGAGAUUUAUUCCUGGAAAACAUCACAAAAUAUUCAAGUGUUUAAACAGCCUUCUAGCUUUUUCAGAGGAAAGAGUAGAGAUCUGCCGACAAAAGCUGGACCCAUCAUCUCCACAAAGCUAUAUUGAUAGCUUCCUUAUUAAGAUAGAAACGGAAAAAGACAACCCAAACACAGCGUUUACGUUACCCAACUUGAUAUGUAAUGUUGCACAGUUAUUGUUUUCUGCUGCUGACACAACUAGCGAGACUCUGAACUAUGGAAUUCUUCUACUGCUUAAAUACCCAGAAAUUCAAGCUAAGGUCAAACAGGAAAUUGACCAAGUGAUUGGGGAAAACAGGAGUCCAACCUUCCAGGACAAGAGUAAAAUGCCCUAUACAGAAGCUGUAAUCCAUGAAAUCCAGAGGUUCAUAAACCUUAUUCCAUUUGGCGCUCCUCGCGCAACUACACGAGAUGUUGUAUUUAAGGGAUAUCACAUUCCAAAGGGUACCACUGUUUAUGCCAUGCUGGGUACUGUGUUAAAUGAUCCUCAGUGCUGGAUUGAUCCUCAUCAUUUCAAUCCCCAAAACUUCUUAGAUGACUUGGGCAACUUUAAGAAAAAUGAUGGUUUUAUGCCUUUCUCAGCAGGGAAGAGAAACUGCCUAGGAGAAGGACUUGCUCGGAUGAUGCUUUUUUUGUUUUUAACCACCAUCCUACAAAAUUUCACUCUAAAAUCUCCUCUCCCAUCAGAUGACUUAGAUAUUUCCCCAGAGGUGUCCGGCAUGGGAAACUUCCCGAAAUUUUAUCAAACGUACAUUUAG